AUGAUUGAUAUCAAGAAAUUUAUGCGCCCCAAUGUUUAUACGAAGGUGCCUGAUGGAGGCUGGGGCUGGGUGAUUGCCGUGGCCUUUUUCUUUGUGGAAGCCUUCACAUACGGAAUCGUCAAUAUCUUUGGAGUUUUCUUUGAUGAACUCAAAGACUACUUUCAUGAAAGUAACGACAAAGUAUCAUGGAUCUUUUCUAUCUGUGCAUUUGUCUUCACAGUCACAGGUAAGUGGUUUGAAGGAAUAGUUCUUUGGAGGUCAGGUAACCUGACUUUAUAUGAAGGGAUAGAAAAUGCUUUGAUCUACAAGAAUAUGUUACCUGCAGACAUUUAUUUCACAUUUUAGCCCCACUCUCAGGUUAUUUUAGCCAAUCCACAAUUCAGUGAUAAGGGAAUCACCAAAGAAAUACUCAGCAUUAAAUUCAGGUUCUCUUCAUGAAAGGUUUUAUAUUCUAGAAAAAUUAUAUUCUAGGAAGGGUGUAAAAUUGAUGAAAAAAGGCUAUAAUUUUCCUUAAAAUGUGCAAUUCCCAGUUGAGUGAAUAACCCCAUAAAUGUAUUUAGAUUUGUUAUGGAACACUCUUAAUUACAGGAACAAAAGUGUCAUCUGUUUAAUUUUAGCUCCCAUUGCUAGUAUCCUGACCAGUCAGUUUGGACAUCGCCUUGUAGUCAUGGCUGGAGGAUUGCUUUGUAGUAUUGGCAUGCUGGUAACCACAUUUGCAAGCAAUGUGAACACAAUGUACAUCUCAAUUGGCGUUAUGUCAGGUAAGUGCCCCAAUCCCAAAAUCAUACAAAAUUGUACCAAAAAUGUUAGUAAGUGCCCCUCAUUUACAGCUCUUAGUAGAAAAGAAAGAUUAAACCCUCCUUGCUCCUAUGGCCAGCAUUGUGCGACUGAGUGAAAGAACUUUGUAGUGGCAAAACUAACAUUUCCCAGUACAAUACAUUCACACAUGGAAAGUGACAUAAGAUUUCCGUCUGAGGAAGCCUUACCUAAGGGAUCCUGAUAUUUACGUUGGACUUUUGUUCAGUGUAGGACUGACCACUCGGGCAGAUAGGUAAUGGACAGAGGGCCUGAGGCAGAUAGGGGCUAUGCUCUAGUUGAGGGGAAUAAUAAAAACCCACCAAAUACAACUUAGCACAAUAUUUAGGUUAUUGCAAAACACUAAUUAGUCUCUUCAGGUAACGUGAUUCUUUACCAGACAAAGGCAGAACCUAAUAAAGGAAUAUUUAUUAUGAGCAUCAAAUAGUCACAAUACAUACAAAAAAUAGAUGAUAAACAAAUUAUUUUCACCAACAACAGAUAAAAAACUAUAAGGAUAAAAUAAUCACUUACUCAGGUUUUAAAAGUAAAACUUCUGCCCAGGGAGUCUCUGGCAAGGAAGAUGGUGACUCACUCAAAACUAGAUUUUGGCCCCAAGCAAGUUCAAUACGCAUUUCAAUAGCAUUGGAUAUAUACCUUGUGGAUUACCAAGCCUGGCCCAGAGGUUGAGAAAAGGCUAAUCUCUAGAAACAAUAAGUGACCAUCCCCUUGUGUUCCAGACCAACAUGAAUCCAACUAGAAACUUUUUCUUCUAUCUCCUCUUUUGUACGUGCCAACGAAAUAAUAAUUGCAUCUAUGAAUUUGUUACCAUUUUUCCAUUCCAUAGAUACCUCACACUUCUUACUUGUGACCCAAUAUAGCGGACAUCACAAUCCUUUCCCAUAUGGUUAAAUUACGCCAAUCAUGUUUAGGAUUGAUUAGAAGAUUGUGCUUGUCCUAUUCUAAAUAUAAUAAAAAUGAGGCUUAAUUAUUAAACUGUGGGUAAGUAUUAAUGUUUCUUUUAGAUCUAAUACUGGAACACAAGGGUUUUUUUCUUGAAAGCUAAUGAUCAUUAAUAUUUUAAGAAAUUAACUCAUCAAUUAAGAGUUACAGGCCAUAUGGUUGAAGUCAGUUAGUUUACAUUCGAACUAGACAUACAGGCUUUUCAAGUGUUGAAUUUCACAGUCCACCUUGCAGAGCCUUUGAUUAAUCAAAGAAUCAAUCCAUGUUGUAAGUCAUCUGACCCCUUUCACAUUCCUACCCCUUCUGUCAUCUGACCUCUACCAAGUGACCAAUUCAUAUAUGCACUACGUAAAUAUCAUUAAAUGGCAAUAUUCUAUAGUGCAACAAUGAAUUACAAACCCUUGGCAUGACACCUCCUUGUGUAUCAACACUUGUUCUUUUUUUUGCCUUCACACCAUACACUCAUCUUUUUCAUAACACUGUUUAUGUAUGAAUGGGGUAGCCCUCAUGUGUUCGCACACCUCCCCCAAAAAGGCUUGCAUUUAGUCCCUAAGCCAUAUAACAGCCAUAUCCACAACAAACAUGCCUGAUUUGCUUGUUUCCAUUUCCCACUGCUCUCUGGUCACAUCCCUUGGGCCACACCCACUGCACCUAUGUAGAAGCUCUAAGGGGAAGAAAUCAACAGAUUUCUGCAGUACUCCCCUGUAAACACACAAAAGAUGAGACAGAAAACACUCCCAGGACAUUUGCUUGUAUCAACACCCUUCAUCUCUUUUAUUUUGUGGUCUGUCUGCUGGGCAUGUUGCACUAUCUGACUCUGAACCUUUCGUUCAGAAUCAGACAGCUGCUUAGAGACAGACUCCUGCUCCUGAGCUGGAUUGGGUGUAUGUGUGACGUGUGGUGGUGAUAAGGUGACAAGGUCCCUGGUUCCCCUAACAGUAGGCUCCCAUGCGGCCAUCCUCCCUGGACCCACAGGCUGAGUCUGUCCCUGCCCUUCACUUUGGGCAGACUGUGGAUGGGUCGACUUUUCUACCGAUGAAACCACUGUCUCUCCCUCGCUUACACUCCAUGUCCUCACACAAACAGAACCUUGGGAACUGGCUGAGUCUGGCACGGAGUACGGUGCACAAACAUUCUGCUCUCCCUCAUAGCCAUGCUUUCCCUCCACAUUUUUUACACAGCACAUUAAAUACAUUAAUUUGCUUCAGGCACAUUUUUGCACAUAUAUUCAUUCAACCCCCUCUUGCUAGAAGGUUUUUCCUGUAUACUUUCACAGGACACCUUUGACACCCCUUGGUCAGGCACAGAAUGUUGCCCACACUCACAUAAUUUCCUCACCCAGCCAGGCCAUCCUCUCACAUAGAUCCUCAAACUCUCCUGGUUCUCGCAGCCGACCUAUUCCUGGUUGAGGCACAGGUGAACAUACCAACUUAUCCUGCCCGGAUCCCAAUGAGUUAAACCACUUGUGUUUUCACAUGGCAUCUCAAACAUCUCUGGCUCUGGCACAGAUAGGCACACACGCUCAUCCUCCCCUAGCUUCCUGUGAAGUUGUUUUUGCCCAUUCCCACAUGGUAUUGCAGACAUCUCUGGCUCUGGCACAGACUAACACACAAUCUGCCCUCCCAGCGAAGUUGUCAAGAUCUCUUACCUUAUUCCAUCAUGCCCACGUGGUGCAGGAUCCAGGAACUCUUCCAACGAGUUCAGCAUAUCCCACACCGGCCGCUGGAUUCACCCCCUUUUUAUGACAUGACACAUGCGCACCGACGUCAUGACGUCAUUGACACGGCCCCGUGGCCUUAAAGCAAAAGACGCUACCUUAUAAAAGGGGUGCCUUUUGCCUUGUUUCUUGCCCUAUUGUGGUUCUUUGUUUUCCCCUUAGUGCUCUUUGAUUCUUCUUGCAUAUUUACUGUUGUUUUUGUAUACUGAUCCGGCUUGGAUUUUGACGUUCCUGUUUUCUGGUUCCCUGAUCCGGCUUGUAUUUUGACCUCCUGAUUUCUAGUAUUCUGACCCGGCUAUUCUUGUAUCAUUCUCCUGAUCUCUGGUAUUCUGAUUUUUGGCUAUCCUCUGACUACUCUUUUUCACCUACGUUAAAUCCGACCAUUCUAAGGUUCGGUAAUACGUGCUUGGGUUUUUUGUGGGUUUACAUACUGCGUGUUGGGUUCUCACACGACCGUGAUAUUAGAAAAGGGCCAUGGACCCUGCAGGUGUCGACCCACAAGCUUCUGGCCAUGAUGUACGGUUUGAGGAAAUGGACCAGUUUGCCCUUGCUCUGCAAACUUUACUGGCUCGUCCAGCACAUCUGCAAACCGAGGUGCAAAAUCCUAUACCUGUAGUUGCUUCACCUAACCUCGAGGUUGCCACAGUUAAUACGUCCACUCAUAUGACGUCCCCUUUACGUUACAGAGGUGAUCCUAGUGCAUGCCGAGGGUUUUUAAACCAAGUCAGCAUACACUUCAAAUUAAAACCCAGGGCCUACCCCACCAAAAGGACUAGAGUGGGUUUUAUGAUCAACCUACUUGCAGAUAGGGCAUUGAUAUGGGCAAAUCGUUUAUGGUAAAUUAACAACCCCUUGGUAUACAACAAUGCUGAGUUUGUGGCUGCAUUCAAACGAACCUUUGAUCCCCCAGGAAGGUGAGUGAAUGCAGCCAAAACUCUUCUUAAGAUGAAACAAGGAUCCCGUUCUCUUGUGGAGUACGCUUUAGAAUUUCGCACUUAUGCUGCAGAAGUGCGAUGGAACAACUAGGCAUUUGUAGACAUAUUUAUGAAUGGUCUCUCGGAUACCUUGUUGGAUGAGGUUGCAGCUAGGGACUUGCCAGAGUAUUUAGAAGAACUCAUAACCUAUCUGUCCCAUAUAGACAAGAGCCUCAGGCAUAAACAUAACACUAGAGAUCGACCAAGAAGAAACCCAGUACGCUUGACCUUAACGCUCCCAACUUCAGAAACAACCACUGUGGCCAUCCCUGAACCCAUGCUGUUAGGACUCACUAGGUUAUCUGAAGCUGAGAAGUCCUAUAGGAGAAAAGAGGGUCUUUGUCUGUACUGUUCAGGCUUUUACUCCCUAUAACCUUAAAGUGGGAGAAGAGGACUGUCCAUAUGCAUGCCCUUAUCGAUUCUGGGGCUGCAGAAAACUUUGUUGAUGCCACCUAUGCUAAGUCUUAUUUUCUCCCUGUAAGAGAAAGAUCCACACCCUUGGCCAUGGUAGACAACUUAGCAAUCAUGUGACCAUGAUCGUAGGAUUCCUACACUGAGAAAUGAUAAUCAUACAACAGAAUAUAUCCCCAUCCUUUCCAAUAGUGUUAGGAUUUCCUUGGCUCGCUGAACAUAAGCCUCUAAUAGAUUGGGAGUCUAAGGAGAUCAAUAGUUGGAGUCAUUCAUGUAUGGAGGGUUGUGUUUCUAAAGUCAAACCAGUGUGCCUCAUAAACCUUCCCACUAUGGAGGCUUUAUCCACUGAGGUGCCUGAACCAUAUAAAAAACUGAAAGACGUGUUCGAAAAGAAAGAAGCCGAUAAGCAACCACCACAUCGCCCUUAUGAUUGUUCGAUUACUUUACUCCCUGGUACUAUGCCACCCAAGGGUACUGUUUAUCCCUUGUCUCUUAAGGAAAACAUAGUACUAGAGGAAUACAUUAGGGAGAAUCUUUGGAAGUGGUUUUAAACCAAAUCCUCUUCUCCUGCUGGUGCAGGCUUCUUUUUUGUUUAUAAAAAAGAUGGGGAUCUUAGGCCCUGUAUUGAUUUCCAUGGACUUAACAAGAUAACAAUACGUAAUGCAUACCCAAUUCCAUUGAUAUCAGAAUUAUUCGAUAGGUUUAAAGGGGCAUCCAUAUUUACUAAACUUGACCUGCGAGGGGCUUACAAUCUGGUCCGAAUCAAGGAGGGAGAUCAGUGGAAAACAGUGUUUAAUACACAAUACGGGCAUUAUGAGUACACCGUUAUGCCAUUUAGUUUAUGUAAUGCCCCAGCUGUUUUUCAGGACUUCAUAAAUUAUGUUUAAGGGAUUAUUUACAUGAAUUUGUUAUAGUGUAUCUGGAUGAUAUAAUCAUCUUUUCUAAAUACCUUGAAAGUAAUGAUAACCAUGUGAGACGUGUUCUUUUGCGAUUUCUCGAAAAUGGAUUAUAUUGUAAGCUGGAGAAGUGCCUUUUUGACAUAAAAGAAGUACAGUUCUUGGGAUAUAUAAUAUCUGGUACAGGUUUUAGAAUGGAUCCAAAAAAAUUAGACUGGCCGUUGCCGAUAUGAUUGAAAGCCAUUCAACGCUUCUUGGGUUUUGUCAAUUAUUAUAGGAGGUUAGUUAAGGGGUUCUCAUCCAUAACAGCCCCCAUUAACUCCAUGACUAAAAAAGGAGCAACUCAACAAGAAUGGGCUCCUGAAGCUCUUGCUGAAUUUGAAACAUUAAAAAGGGCUUUUACUUCGGCUCCUAUUUUGGCACAUCCUGACCCUUCUUUGCCUUUUUUGUUGGAAGUAGAUGCUUCCGAGUUCAGUGUAGGGGCAGUUCUCUCCCAAAGCUCAGCAGCUGAUUUACCCCUUCAUCCUUGUGGUUAUUUUUUUAAGAAAUUAACUGACACUGAAAAAUGAUAUGACAUUGGGGACAGGGAGUUGUUGGCUAUAAUCAUGGCCCUGAAGGAAUUGAGACAUGUGUUAGAGGGAUCCUCCAUUCUUGUAACAAUCCUCACAGACCAUAAAAACUUGUCCUGUUUUGGAGAAGCGAAGAGGCUAUCAGAUAGGCAAGCACUUUGGUCUCUGUUCUUGUCUCAUUUUAAUUACAUUGUGACGUACAGACCUGUAACCAAAAAUACGAAGGCUGAUGCUUUAUCACGACAAUCACAAAGAUCAGGCUAGUCCCGAACCCCAAUUACAGUUGAUUGUCCCUAAUGAAUGCUUAGUGGCCACUACUAAAGUACAGAUUAAAUCAGCACUGAUAGAGUUAUUAGAAAACCAAAAGGAUCAAGCUCCAGAGGAUACACCUCCUAAUAAGUUGUACAUCCCUACAGAACAUAGAGAAUCCUUUCUCUCUCUCAUGCAUGGGUCUAUGAUAGCGGGUAAUUUGGGUAUCCACAAAACUGAAGCUCUUCAAUCCAAACCAUUCUGGUGGCAUUCUUAUAGAAAAGAUGUUUGCGAUUAUGUAAAAGCUUGUAUUGUUUGUGCAGCUAACAAGUCGUUACACAAACAACCCUGUGGUUUAUUACAACCUUUGUCAAGUCUGGCAAUGGAUUUUGUAGUAGACCUACCUGUAUCCGAAAAGAUGACGGUGAUACUGGCAGCCAUUGCUAGUUUUCCUAAAAUGUCUCAUUUAAUUCCUCUACCUAAACUUCCUACCUCCUCCGAAUUGGCCACUAUAUUCAUCAGAGAAAUAUUUCGGUUGCAUGGUUUACCCACGGAAUUCGACUCAGAUAGAGGGCUACAAUUCAUAUCCCGUUUCUGGAGGCCUUUUUACAAACAAUUGGGCAUCGAACUAUGCCUUUCUUCCUCAUAUCACCCACAAACAAACGGUGCUGCAGAAAGAAUGAACCAAGACCUCGAACAAUUCUUACACUGCUUCAUCAAGAUAAUUAAACAUCAACAUCACAUGUGAACAUCAAGAUAAUUAAAUUCCUGCCUUGGGCAGAAUUCGCACAUAAUAACCAUAUACAUCAAUCCACCCAACAUAGUCCAUUCUAAAUAAAUGAUGGGGUUAACCACGUUAUACUAUCCAAAACCUCUCCUAUCACUGAAGUACCUGUUGUUGAGGAAAGGGUAAAAGAAAUUCGUAAGACAUGGAGCUGUAAUGCACAAAACCUAUGCUGACAGGCGGUGAUCUGCAGCCCCUGUGUACGUAGAGGGUGACAGGGUGUGGUUAAGCACCAAGAAUAUUAGGUUACAGGUGCCAUCUAUGAAAUUUGCACCUCAUUACAUUGGUCCAUUUAAGAUCCUGAGGAGGCUCAGUCCCAUUUCUUAUAAAUUGCUUUUACCGUCUACAUUAAGAAUACCUAAUGCCUUUCAUGUUUUAUUGCUCAAGCCUUUGUUGUGUAACCAUUACACUAAGCCUAUCCCAAGGCCUUCCCCUUAAAUUCCAGGCUUUCUCAUUGUAGGCUCAUUGUCCAUGCUCCUCGAUUGGUCCGUUCUUUCCCUGCUCGAUUCACGGAUCUGCCUGGUCCUUCCCGCCCGGUGGGCGGUUUUGGGGGAGGGGGUACUGUCACAAUCUCUUACCUUUUUCCAUUGCGCCCACGUCGUGCAGGAUCCAGGACAGACUGCUCUUCCAUCAAGUUCAGCAUGUCCCACACUGGCCACUGGAUUUACUCCCCUAUUUAUGACAUGGCGCAUGCGUGCCUAUGUUAUGACGUCAUUGACGCGGUCCCUCGUCAUCAAUACCAUCUCAGAACAUUUUCGGGCGUGGCCUUGUUCCUUGCCCUAUUGUGGUUCCAUGUGUUCCCCUUAGUGCUCUUUGAUUCUUCUUGUAUAUUUACUGUUGUUUUUUGUGUACCCGGCUUGGCUUUUGAAAUUCCUGUUUUCUGGUUCCCUGACUCGGCUUGUAUUUUGACCUCCUGAUUUCUGGUAUCCUGAACUGGUUAUUCUUGUAUCGUUCUCCUGAUCUCUGUUAUUCAGAUUUUUGGCUAUCCAUUCUAAGGUUCGAUAAUGUGUCCUUGGGUUCUCUGUGGGUUUACAUUCUGCGUGUUGGUUAUCAGGGGAGGGCUGGCAGCCUUAGGCCUGGGUGCAAAUCCAGUCAAGUGUCCCAUUGCACCAAGAAGAGAGUAAAAACACCUUUCCCAUGUGAUUGAAAGGGGGAGGGGGAGUCGCCUAAACAGACACUCACUGACAGGCACAUGCACACACACACUGACAGGCACACAGACACACACAAAAAGACACACUGUUACAGACAUACUGACUCAGACAGACAGGCAUACUGGUUGACACACACACACACACAGGCAUACUGGCUGACACACACACACAGACAAACUGGCACACACACAGAGACAUACAGAAAGACACACUGUUACAAGCAUAGUGACUCAGACAGACAGACAUACUAACACACAUACACAUACUGGCUGACACACACACACAGACAAACUGGCAAACACACAGACAAACUGGCACACACACAGGCAUACUGGCGCACACACAGACAGACAUACUGGCACACACACACACACAGACAUGCUGACACACACACAGACAUACUGACACACACAUAGACACCCAAACUUUACACUUUUAAAACCAGUAGACAUGGGCGUCCGUAGGAAUUUUUCCAGGGGGGGGCAUAAUUGUAAUGACAUCCAUGCUUGGUACCUUUUUGACAGUGUCAUGAAAGGGAAGGGGCAUAGCCAUUAUCACAUAAAGCCAGGGUGAAUAGCGUUUUCACAACUAUGGUGUCAGGAAUAUAUGUUUGUAUUCCUGACACUAUAGUGUUCCUUUAAGCAAAUUAAAGGACAUUUCUGGUCACCAUAACAACUUCACCUAAAUGAAAAUGCUAUGAUGCCAGGAAGCCCCUGGGUGCUCGCUUUCCUUUAAGGGGUUAAAUCGCUCUCAAAUGGUUUAACCCCAAAGGCUUCCUCCAGCUCCAGGUCGCUCAGUGGUAUUUGGCUUCUGAAACAGAGUGUCAGGAAGUGCAGACUGACAUCAGGCAUGGGUGCCGCUGAUUGGCUAGAGUGGUCAGUUGACGCUCUAAGCCAAUCGCUAGUUCCCGGUUCAUAAAAUAUUUUUACUUUUUUAUGAAUGGGGAGGUACUGAUUGGCUUAGAGUGCCAGCUGACCGAUCUAGCCAAUCAGCAACACCCCUACCCAACGGCACUCUGUGCUUCCUGACACUCAGUAAAUAAAAGUGAACACAUUAACACGGAUAUUUUUUUACCUUUGGAGAUGAGAAGGUCCAGCGUUUCCCUGCCAGGCCCAGGUACCAAAGUCUUAUGAUGUGGUGUCCAGAAUAAAGUAGAGGGUUCACUUCAUUUGUCCUUCCUGCUCCAAUCUCCUUUUCCUCUCCUUCAUUUGACAGUCUUUUUUUUUUCUUCUGACAUUGUUUUCUAUCCUUGGCCCCUACUGCUCUUUUACCUUUCUGCUACUUUCUGCUUAUUUUGCACCCUUCUGCUCCUUUCUCAUUCUGAUCCCUUUCUGCUCCCUUUUCUACUUUACCUUUGUGCUCCUUGCUGUCCCUUUCUGCUCUUUCUCCUACUUUACCUUUGUGCUCCUUGCUGUCCCUUUGUGCUCCUUCCUGCUCCUUGCAGGCCCUUCCUGCUCAUUCUCCUACUUUAUGUUUGUGCUCCUUCUGCCCCUUCCAGCUAAUUUCUGACCCUUUCUGCUCCUUCUACUUUACCUUUGUCCUGCUUUACCUUCCAGCUCAUUGCUGACUCUUCCUGUUCAUUUCUAUAUAUCUAUAGGCUGCUGCCUCCCCAAAUCUAUAGGCUGCUGCCCCCUCCCCCAAAUCUAUGGGCUGCUGCCCCCAAAUCUAAAGGCUGCUGCCCCACCCCCAGCCCAUACGCGCCUAAAUCUAUAUAUUGCCGCCUCCCUAAAUCUGAUAGGGCUGCUGCCCCAAAUCUAGCACAAGCUGCCCCCAAAUCUAUGGGCUGCCGCCCCCAAAUCUAUAGGGAGAGCCGCUGCCCCCUCCCCAAAAUCUAUGGGCUGCCCCAAAUCUGGUGGUUGCCGCCCCCAAAUCAUUAGGGCUGCCGCCCCUCCCCCAAAUCUAUAUUGCCGCCCCCAAAUCUAUGGCCGCCCCCAAAUCUAUAGCCGCCGCCCCAAAUCUGUUAGCUGCCGCACCCCCCAAAUCUGGGGUAUUACGCCUCCCCCCAAAUCUGGUUGCCGCCCCCUAAAUUCCAGCGGCCGCCGCCCCAAAUUCAGAAGCUGCUGUUCCCUCAAACCCCCCGACCCCCCGCUUACCUGAUCUGUAGGCUGUCUCUGGCUGCAUGUGUUGUUCCCCUGCGGUUUCAAUCAGCAGAGAGAAGCAGGGAUAGAUGCAGCUUCCUAUCCCUGUCUCUCUCCAUACACAGCGCCACCUACUGGCCGGCGCCGGUAUUGCAGUUCAUUUUAAAUCUCACACAAAAUAGCAGAACAAGCUGAAAAAUCCAGGGGGGGGGGCAAGUGCCCCCCCUUCCCCCCCCUGCGGACGCCCAUGCCAGUAGACAGGGGCUGAGUAAGGGGACAGGGCUGUAGUGGGGGGGUGGACAGGGGCUGUAGUUGAGAGUAUAAGCCAAGGCAAUUGGGGCCAUUCAGGGAAAUGUAGGGAUAGGCUGGAAGUAGGUUGAUGGCUACAAUUUGGGAAAGGGGCUGUGGUCUGGGUGAUAUGGGUUGCAACUGGGGGAGAGGAGCUGUAGUGGGGAUGUUAUGGGGCUGAGGAAGGGGGCAGGAGCUGAUAGGGGGGAAAGGAGCAGGGAAAGGGUGGGACAGGUGCUGAGAGGGGGCAGGGGCUGAGGAAGGGGAUAGGGGCUGAGGAAAGGGACAGUGGUUGGGCAAAAGAGGACAGGGGCUGAGGAAGGGAACAGGGGCUGAAGAAAGGGACAGGGGCUGAGCAAGGAGACAGAGGCUGAGCAAGGAUAUAAGGGCUGAGGAAGGGGACAGGGGCUGAAGAAAGGGACAGGGGCUAAGCAAGGAGACAGAGGCUGAGCAAGGAGACAGAGGCUGAGCAGGGGGAUAAGGGCUGAGGAGAGCACAGGGGCUGAGGAGGGGACAUGGGCUGAGGAGGGGGGGACAGGGGCUGACUAAGGGGACAGGGCUGAGGAAAGGGCCUGGGGCUGGGCAAAAGAGGACAGGGGCUGAGGAAGGGGACAGGACUGAUGAAAGGGAAAGGGACAGGGGCUGAGCAAGGGGGAAAGGGGCUGACUAAGGGGACAGGAGCUGAGGGAGGGCGGGGGCCGACUAAGGGGACAGGAGCUGAGGAUGGGACACAGGGGCCGAGCAAGGGGACAGGGGCUGAGGAAGGGGGCACAGGGGCCGAGCUAGGGGACAGGGGCUGAGGAAGGGGGCACAGGGGCCGAGCUAGGGGACAGGGGCUGAGGAGGGGGUACAGGGCUGUGGAGGGGGGACAGGGGAUGAGGAGGGGACAGGGCUUAGGAGGGGGGACAGGGGCUGAGGUAGGGGACAGACAUACUAACACACAUACACAUACUGGCUGACACACACACACAGACAAACUGGCAAACACACAGACAAACUGGCACACACACAGGCAUACUGGCGCACACACAGACAGACAUACUGGCACACACACACACACAGACAUGCUGACACACACACACACAUACUGACACACACAUAGACACCCAAACUUUACACUUUUAAAACCAGUAGACAGGGGCUGAGUAAGGGGACAGGGCUGUAGUGGGGGGACAGGGGCUGUAGUUGAGAGUAUAAGCUAUAAUUGGGGGUCUAGGAAAUGUAGGGGGGAUAGGGGCUGAAGUAGGUUGAUGGCUACAAUUUGGGAAAGGGGCUGUGGUCUGGGUGAUAUGGGUUGCAACUGGGGGAGAGGAGCUGUAGUGGGGAUGUUAUGGGGCUGAGGAAGGGGGCAGGAGCUGAUAGGGGGGAAAGGAGCAGGGAAAGGGUGGGACAGGUGCUGAGAGGGGGCAGGGGCUGAGGAAGGGGAUAGGGGCUGAGGAAAGGGACAGUGGUUGGGCAAAAGAGGACAGGGGCUGAGGAAGGGAACAGGGGCUGAAGAAAGGGACAGGGGCUGAGCAAGGAGACAGAGGCUGAGCAAGGAUAUAAGGGCUGAGGAAGGGGACAGGGGCUGAAGAAAGGGACAGGGGCUAAGCAAGGAGACAGAGGCUGAGCAAGGAGACAGAGGCUGAGCAGGGGGAUAAGGGCUGAGGAGAGCACAGGGGCUGAGGAGGGGACAUGGGCUGAGGAGGGGGGGACAGGGGCUGACUAAGGGGACAGGGCUGAGGAAGGGGGCAGGGGCUGACUAAGGGGACAGGGCUGAGGAGGGGGGACAGGGUUUUGACUAAGGGGACAGGGCUGAGGAGGGGGGACAGGGGCUGAGGAAGGGUGAAAGGGGCUGACUAAGGGGACAGGAGCUGAGGGAGGGCGGGGGCCGACUAAGGGGACAGGAGCUGAGGAUGGGACACAGGGGCCGAGUAAGGGGACAGGGGCUGAGGAAGGGGGCACAGGGGCCGAGCUAGGGGACAGGGGCUGAGGAGGGGGUACAGGGCUGUGGAGGGGGGACAGGGGAUGAGGAGGGGACAGGGCUUAGGAGGGGGGACAGGGGCUGACUAAGGGGACAGGGACUGAGGAGGGGAAUAAAAAAUCUAAAGUGUAUUUCCCCCCUCCCUGAGUCUUACCUUAGGUCAGGAAGGGGUGGGCAGCAGCCAGCAGGAGCAAGGAGCAGCAGUCAGUGAAGUAGGCCUCUCCUGAUGAUAGCAGGAGGAGGGGGCGUUACUUCCUCUGCUCUUCUCCCAGAUUCCCCAGUGGUCCUGAGAGAAGAACAGUGAAAGUCACGCCCCCUCCUUCUGACAUCAACAGGAGAGGCCGGCCGACUCCACUGGCUGCAGGCUGCAGGGAGAGUGAGUUACGUUGAAAAAUCUGAGUCCUCAGCCAGAGGCAGGGGAUUCAGAUUUUUCCUUUGUUUGCUGGAUGCAAACGGCCCUCGGUUUAAUGCAGCCUGGAGGGCAAUUGCCUCUCUGCCCCCCUUCCCAGACCGCCCCUGUUGGUUACCACAUGACCGUGAUAGAAGUUGUCCUUGCAAUCUUUCACCAGGCACCACAGACACCUCUGGUUCUGGCACAGUCUGGCAUGCAUGCUCAUUCUGCCCUAGAAAAAUUUCACCUGGUAACACAGACACCCCUGGUUCUGGCACACAUGCUCUUUCUGCCCUUCCUCCCAGCAAGGUAUUCUACAUACACUUUUACAUACUGCCCUCCACACAGUAGGGCCCCUACGAGGCUUAGGUUGAUAACACAUAUUACUUUUAGGCACAUACUUGGAUAACAAUCUACUUAAGUCAGUACCAAGUAAUACAUUUGCAGGGAUGUUCUCAUCUACCCCCACAUCUCUGAAACCCGUCCCCACUCCCCAAUCCAAAUAAACCUGUGCCAAUUCCUGCCCCAAUUCCUUUAACUGCUAGAGUCCUGACAGGAACUAAGUCCUCAGAACACACUAGCUCUGGACGCACAAGAGUAACAUCUGCCCCAGUGCCCCUGAGUCCCACAGUUAACUCCUUUCCGACUGUCACAGGUUGCAGAUUCAAAUUGUUGACAGUGAGGCCAGUGGUUCUGAGGAGCGUCCCUCCCCAGGUGAUGAUGGUAGCUACCAUUUCCCAGAGCAAGUAAGACUAAUGUGCCCCACUUAUAAAUAAAACAUCUGUGACUAUCUCCUUGCUCAAAAUUUGGCGCCAGCUCACCCGCCUCCAAUGCUGUUUUGGGGAUCCGGUCCAGCAGCCAUUCUUGUACAUCGGCUGGGCAGAGCUGCAAAAAACUGUUCUUUAAUAAUCAACUCUUCCAGAUUUCUAGAGUUUUAAUCUCCAACCCUCUAGUCCAUUGCCGGAAUGCUGUCGCCAGGUGUUCCACAACUACUUUGCAGAACUUUCUUCUGCAAAGUCCUGAAUUUCUUUUGGUACACCUCAGGAGUAAGGUUGUACCGUUUCUGCAAGGCAGCCUUAAUCGUAUCAUACUCCUGGUCAGACUUUGCUGGAAGCGUUGCAAAUGCUUCCAGUGCAGGACCUCUGAGACCAGGGGUGAGGUACCUUGCCCACUGGUCCUUUUGUAGCUAGUACUACCUGCAAACCUUUUUUACUGCGCAUGAAAACAUCCAGAUCCCCAUCUUUAUCCAUAGUUCGAAAAUUCUCUGCAUGUGGUUUGGGUGCAGAAGAGUCUCUGGAAUUAAUACUCUUAAUUAAUAAAAUCUUUCCAUCUCGACCAUUUUUAGCUCAUGCUCUCUGGUAGCUUGGUGCUCCACAGCCUCUCUCUCAGCUUUGCCCUCCCUCUCGGCUUGGAGCUCAGCAGUCUCUCUCUCUCUCUCUCUCAGUUUGGUGCUCAACAGCCUCUCUUUCUCUCUCAAAGUGAAUAAACAAUUGGGUGCGAGCACACAAAAACUUAUAAAAUAUCACAAACAUGCAAGUUACCAUAAAACAGGAUAUAACCUAAACAAAACAAGAGACAACAGAUCAUAGUGAAAUCAGUAUAAAAUACUUUAAAACAAGUGAAAGCAAAUUAAUCUCACUCACGUGGCACUGAGCCGUUUGUAGUGGGCUCAGACUUUAAGCGCCUUGGGAUAUAUGUAGUUGGUUGCUGAGAUCAAGUACUGGAAUCAGAUACUGGAAUAUUCAGCUGGAUACUAAAACUCCCUCUUAGGUUAUCAGUAAACACCAAAAAAAGGGGGGGGAGGGGGGGUGGUAAAGGUAGCCAGAACAAACUUUAAUAAGUAUGUUAAAAAUAUAUUGUAAAAUAAAAGAUCUCUCAUAAACAACCGGACUGACGCGUUUCGACAACAGUCUUUCUCGAAGUGCUUGGUAAUGUCUUUCUUAAAUAUACCAAAAGGGCGCGUUUUAUUUCUCUGCCUGUUAUCUUCGCUGUAUCGGAUACGUCACUUCCGGGUGCAUCAUUUCCAGGUCAGCGUGUAGUGCACAUCUCUAGUUGGUGACGUAUUUCCAGCUUAUCUGAUCACAUGAUGAAAUUAGAUCCGACAAUCCGGCAUGAAACUUGUUGGAGUAAUUCUUAUCAAUGCGCAUGUACGUUAACUUGUAAACAAAGUCCAACAUAGAUCUAUACAUUCUAAUAAUUGGAAGAAGAGUUGGCAUAAUGCAUCCAUAAAAGCAAUAUAUAUAAUUAAUUAAAAUGUAAAUAAACAUUCCAUAAAAUAAAGAUGUCCUCAAAAACAUGAUAAACAUUCCAUAAGAUAAAAAUUUCCUCACAAACAUGAUAAACAAGAGGAAAGAAAGGGGAGAAAAGUGGGUAAAUAUAUAAAGAUAAAUAAUAAUCUUAAUAAAACACACCAAUAUUCAUAAAGCCCAUAUAUAAAAAUAAAUAUAUCAAUUAGAGGAGUGUUUAAUAAAACAAAUGGUUACAAAAGAAGUUAUUUCAAAGUCCACAUUCAAACCUUUAGGAGUUAGAGUGUCACGAUUAAACAUCCAUCUCAUCUCGAAUUUUCUUAACAUUUUAUCUUUACAACCCCCCUCCAGUGGACUUUAAAUUUUUCUAUCCUUAAAAAUUCUAAACCUUCCGGGCUUCCUCCAUGUUUUUCGCCAAAAUGUUUUGAUACACUACGGUUCAAAAAUUAAUUUUUUAUGUUUUUCGUCAAUCUCUUUUUAUUGAAUUUUUCAAUUUUUAAAUAUACCCUUGCGGGUCAUGUAACACAAACAUAUACUUGUUUUGCAAUAUAAGGUUAGCAUUAGUGUUAGAACAGGAAUGACCCGUUAAGAUUAUGGACCAGCGCUGGUACAUUAUCAGGAGUGUGUGAACUGCUCCGGGAGGAUGGCUGCGUGAUAUGGGUGGGCUUAAUGCAACCUGAACAGGUUGUGGAUUCAGGGCCUCCUUCUAAACUUACCCUAAGCCCGGGAGGGCCCGAUGGGGUGGGGGGAAGGGUUGGGAACGUAGCGGCAGAUUCCUCCUUCUAAAGGGGAACCGGUAAACUGGGAAUGUCUUGGGGCUAACAAGAUAGACGCAUCUCAGUGUCACAUAUUCAUCCGCUUAUAAAAUGUGGUUAAUGACAUUUACUGUCCACAUAGGAAAAGAUGUGCCGAGCAGCAACCAAAUCCACAGAAGGGUUAAUGCUGAGCAGCAAUUAUACAAAUGGGAACCUGGUAACUGCCUUUGGGGUCAAAGGCCGGUUACAGCCUAUCAGAUCUAGAGGAGGGGUAUUUAGGCCCAGUUCUCAUCCUGCUCAGUGCCCUGUCGUGGUUUCCCUUGUGGUUGUCCGAGAGCGCGUUAUUGAUUCUGGUAAUUCUGGUUAUUUGACUUUGGCAUUGUUAUUGACUUCCCUGUUUUCUGGCAUCCCUGACUCCUGGCUUUUCCUUAUCGUUGUGUCUCUUUCUGUUUCCCGUGACCUCAGCUAUUCCUGACUAUUCUUUGGGACGUCAGUCCGGCCAUUCUAAGGUCCGGUAUACGUUACUUAUCAGUCCUCUGUGCUACGUGCUGGAUCAUUCUGUAAUCCUGACACUCAGCUGGGUGUAAACUGUGUGUGUCCUGGUUAUGAUUGUGUCCGGGGGAGUCAGGUAUCCGCUGCGUUUCUUCAGUUGGCAUCCUGCGCGGGUGCAGGAAGGCCCAGUGCCUUGCAGAAUGUCGGAAACUCUGCUAGUGUGGAGAGUUUAUGGACAGUUCCCCUGUGUGUGACCACCAGGAACCUGGGGGAUCUCCAGUGAUAUUCCAGUCCCGCUUCUCUGAUGGUGCUGGUGACCAGGUGGUCUUGAUAGACUAUGAGUUGUGCGCCUUCAAAUGUUAAUGGUGUCUUGUCCCGGAGAGCUGUUAUCAGGCUGUUUUUGUCUUGGGAGGUGGUGCAGCGUACAAUCACAUCUCGAACAGUGUUUGGGGCUGCUCUGCCUGAGGAUGGUAGGCGGUAUAUCCCGUCUGGGGUAAAUUUUUUGGCAUGCAUUGGCGGCAGGACAGUGGCUACGAGGCGCCUCAUAUAGUGAGGCAGUUCGUCAGAUGUGAUGGUGUCUGGUACUCUCCUGAUCUUAAGGUGGUUGCGCCUUGUUCUGUCAUUAAGGGCGGUAUAGUGGAGAGAGAGUGCUUGCUGUUGGGCUUGUAGGGCCAGGACCAAGUCAUGUAGGGUUGUCAAUCCCUGCUUAAUGCCGGACAUAUCAUCCUCUGUGGACUGCACCCUGUCGGCAAUAGCCUGUACAUCUGUUUUUAUGGAUGCUAUACUGGAUGCCAGGAGGGUUUUGAGUUCCCCGACUAGGUUCUGAAAGUCCCGCUGGGUAACUGGGGCAGACCCAUCUGGUAUCCCUUUGGGUGUCUGUGCCCUUUCUGGGGGUUGGUCUGGCGGCAUGGGGUCUAUCCGUAAAAAUUUAUUUUUUAUAUUAUUGAUAGCCUGAGCCUAAUCCAGUCCGAAACCUACCUUACCCGCUCCAGCGAGUCGGCCGGUAUCGAUUGAUGCCUUUCUUUAUCUCCCAGAAACUACCCCAAAGGAGACACAGUUCUCAGGCCUACUGCAUUCCGACAAUGGGCCGAUUGCUCACAAAAAACCUACUCCUCAACAGAGAACAGAGAUAUUGGAGAGAUGCUCCAGAGGCCUACUCCACACAAACCCGCGCCCACUGAAGCACUACAAGUGGAAGCACCUGACCCUCACCUGAUCCGGGAACAACAGGGAGAGGACACUCCACAGCCUCUUUUGCAGGACUCCUCAGAUGACUUGAUCCCGUCUACCAAACGGGACUUGAAAAUCCAGCUGGCAGAUAUACAUAAACUGCUGGCUGCCGAUUCCGCCCUUAUAAAGACGGAGGUGCAAGCGGUCACAGAGCGGAUGAGAGCCACAGAGGAUGUAAUGGUGGAAGUGCAGACCCACCUGUCUAAACUGGAUAAAUCAAUGCUACAGAUCCAGACUACUUAGCAAACCUUCACACACAAACUGGCAGCGGUGGAAGACCACCAACGACGUACCCAUAUCAAGAUACGGGGUAUCCCAGCUACAAUCACGGCGGAGGAACUGCCACAUUAUAUCCGCCGACUUCUAGCCAUAAUCCUGUCCCACACGUGGUGAAAAAAAUCACCAUCAACUGAGUCUCACCAGCACUACACCGCUCCAACCCACACUGGCUCGUGAUGUAAUUCUCAGAUGUCUUACCAUUCAAGACAAAAUUCAGAUCAUGUCGGCUCUAAGGGGCAAGACACCACUACUGUUUGAAAGCUCCACUCUCACGUUCUACCAAGAUCUCACAAAGACCACCCUCCUCCAACGCAAAGCUUUUGGCACUGUCACUGCUGAACUCCCCCAUCCUUCGUCCCAAGGGGAUCCAGAUCACAGAGAGCAGCCCCAUGACCACUAGAUAAAAGGAACAAUUGAAGGGCCUGCAAGGACUUGCGGACCAAAUAACAGCCUACUUUUUAAAGGCUUAUCAGGCCAAAGUUAUUAGUGGUAUUCUAUUUUAUUUUUUGGGUUUCUUUUAACAAAUGUUGUUCCUGGCUUCAGAAGUGAUGCCACCACCACAAGGCACAAAUACAUUAGCUAUACACAGCAACUCACACCCUCAACACUCCUCCAGCUCUACUCUCCCACCCCUGCGGCCCCCUUGGAUAGAGGCACCCAUCCUGGAUGGCAGGGGCCUUGCUUUAACACUCUAUUGGGGCACGCUAAGACAUCACCCAGUCUUUCACUACAAAUGCCCAGCAACACACCACAAGGCAACCUGCACAUCUCCUUCACAAGCUUGACCGACUCAUGUUACUCACACCUUAUAUGCUGUCUAAUGUCUCGCCACACUGCACAUACGCCCUUACGCUAGAGAUGCAUAUACUCGCUGACACACCGGGGACAGACCUAACUGGCUGUACACAGGACAUUCUACAUGUCAUCUGCUCUCUUUAACCUCCUCCUUUGGCCUUAAGCAAUGGCCAAUUUAGCAACCCAUACAGCAGGAAAUGCUCUUGGUCUCGCCUUCACCAAUCUCUGUACCGCCUCUAAUCUUUCCAAUAUUCCUUUUCCUCUAUCUGACCAUCAUCUGCUGACAUCGGCAUACCCAAGACCCAAUUGACACCACUGUCUGAACAUAAUCUCACAGAAACCUAAAAUUUUUUGACCUAGAGCAUUUCUCCACUAAUUUCCAAACACUGCUUUUAUCUAUCUCAAACCUCACCUGUCCUAGCUCUGCAACCUCCUUCUACAAUUCCACCCUCUCCUCUCAACUAGACAUAAUGGCACCUCCUACAUUUAAAUGCAGCAGGCGCUCCCAACAACAAUCUUGGCACACCAAGCUGACUCGAUACCUCCAAAAAUGCUCCAGAACUGCUGAACGCUGUUGGAGAAAGUCUCACUGUGCGUCUGACUUUCUCCACUAUAAAUUUAUGCAGCGCUCAUACAGCUUGGCUCUUUCCUCUGCAAAAGUAAAUUACUUCAAUACCCUCAUAAACCACACUCUCCUGCAAACCCAAAUGACUAUUUCACACAUUUAACUCUCUUCUUUGCCCUAUUGUUCCUCCUCCACUUUCUAACUUGACCGCCUCAGACAUUGCAACUCACUUCACUGACAAGAUCUCUACAAUCAGGGAAGAGAUCUAUCACCUUUCUUCUUCCCCUUACAAUACUUCCCCUAACCUCACUCCCUCUGCUGUUCUAUGUUCAUUUGCACCCGCUACAGUGGAAGAGGUUUCUGCUCUGCUCCAGUCCUCCCGCCCCACCACCUGCUCCCUAGAUCCAAUUCCCUCGCAUCUAAUUCCCUCAAUCUCUCUCUCUCUCCUCUGGCAUAUUUCCAUCGCCCUUCAAACAUGCAACUAUAACCCCAAUUCUAAAGAAGCCCAACCUUGACCCUAACUCCCCAUCCAACUACCAUCCUAUCUCGCUACUGCCUUUUGCAUCCAAGAUCCUUGAAAGAGUUGUGUAUGCAAGAUUGACAGACUUCCUCAAGUCCAACUCUCCGCUAGACCCGCUUCAGUCUGAUUUCCGCGCUAAGCACUCUGCGGAAACUGCACUGACAAAAGUAUCCAAUGAUCUACUCGCUGCAAAAUCUCGUGGUCACUACUCUAUCCUAAUUCUUCUUGACCUGUCUACGGCUUUUGACACUGUUGAUCAUCAACAGCUUCUUCUCAUCCUCCAUAAUAUCGGUCUACAAGAUAUUGCUCUCUCCUGGUGCUCUUCCUACCUCUCCCAGCAUUCUUUCAGUGUUUCUUUCUCUGGCUCUGCUUCUUCUCCCCAACUCCUCUCUGUUGGUGUACCCCAAGGUUCAGUCCUUGGUCACCUACUGUUCUCUAUCUAUACUGCCUCCCUUGGUAAACUCAUUAGCUCCUUUGGCUCCCAAUAUAAUUUCUAUGUGGAUGACACGCAAAUCUACCAGUCUUCUCCUGAUCUCUCCCCAUCCCUCUUGACUAGUGUCUCUGACUGCCUCUCUGCUAUUUCUAACUGGAUGCUUGCCCACUUCCUUAAACUCAACUUGACCAAAACAGAAAUUCUGGUCUUUCCUCCCUCAAGUGUUGCUACUCCUGUGUCUCCCUCCCUCCAAUUCAACGGUGCUACCAUCAGCUCAACAUCGCAGGCUCACUGCCUAGGAGUUCUCUUUGACUCCGACCUCUCCUUCACGCCUCAUGUUCAGUCUAACGUCAAAUCCUGCUGCUUCCAUCACAAAAACAUUGCGCCCAACUUAACGCCAGAUGCGACUAAGGUGCUGGUCCAUUCCACUGUCCUUUCUCGCCCUGACUUCUGUAAUCUGUAUUUAUCUUCCUCCUGUUCAUAUACGGUGGCCCUAAAAAAAGAGGAAUAUAAAUACUCCUAUGAAGAGAACACGAGAAAUUGAAGAGGGGGAAAUAGAGGACGAAAGAGAAAGGAAAAGAAGAGAAAGGAAGAGAAAGGAAAAUAAAGAGGAUUUAGAAAAAAAGCCCAUACUAAUUUUUAACCUUUCGAAAUUUAUUUUUACCAGAUACCCAUAUGUCAGUUAUAAGGAAAGGUUUUAAAUUCGCACCUAGCUGUGGUGCUGAUAAGUUCGAAAGUUUUUUUAGAUCUUAACAGGUUUUACGUAAACUAUGCUUAAAAAAGUUUUAAAACUUUUUUAUGGAAAAAGAAGAAAUAAUUGAAGUUAAUUAUAAACACACUGAUUUAAAACAAAAUUCUUCUUUUUAUCCAUACAAUCAAAAAUCUGAUGCAAUGAAAAAUUUUUGAAAAUUGUGUUUUAAAGAUUUCAAGAAAUUAAAACCACCAAAUAAAUAUCAAAACAACUUAACUAGGAAAGAGAAAGAAGCACUUAAAGAUCUAAAGGAAGAUAAAUCUAUUGUCAUAAAGCCCACUGAUAAGGACGGGGGUGUAGUAAUUGGGCAAAAAAAAACUAAAAAUCUGGAAGAAAUUCAUAAACAACUCAAUGAUAGUACAACCUAUUUGAAACUAGAUAGUAAUCCAUUAAAGAGAAUAAAAAGAGAAUAUUAAAUCUUUUUAAAAGAAGGGUUUGAAAUAGGUAUUUUAAACAAAAAAAAUAUAUACAUUUUCAAAAGUUGAUUACCCUAAAAUCCCAGUUAUUUAUAUAUUACCUAAGAUAUAUAAAGAUAUUGUGAACCUCCCAAUGGCCAAUAGUAUCUGGUAUAGAUUCACUUUUAUCCCAGCUAUCACAAUACAUUGAUAGAUUUCUGCAGAAUUUGGUUAAACAGUGCCCAACUUAUCUUAAAGACACAAUGAACCUGUUAAAUAUUUUAAAAGCUUUUAAAUGGGAAAAUUAUGUUAUCAUUGCCACCUGUGGUGUCAGCAGCUUGUACACGAAUAUAGCACAUGAUAGAGGUUGUACAGCUGUAGACAAUUUUUUGGACAAAUUUGGUGACCUUGAUAAACAACAACUGGAUUUUAUUUUGAAGGGGAUCAAUAUGAUUCUAAACAAUAAUUUAUUUUGGUAUGAAAAUCAAUUGUAUUUACAAAUUCAGGGGACAAUGAUGGGGACUAGGUUUGCCCCAAGUUAUGCCAAUUUGUUUAUUUCACAUUGCGAGGAGGCAUUUGUCCUACCUAGCAUUGACUGUGGGGCAAACCUUGUCCUCUAUAAGCGUUACAUUUUUAUUAUAUGGAUAGGGAGUAAAAGUUCCCAGGUGGAUUUUUUAGAUACGCUUAAUUCCAAUGAUUGGAAUAUUAAACUCACUCAUUAAACUACAAUAUUAGCGAUCAAUAUAUUACGUUUUUAGAUUUAGACGUUUUUAUUGAACAGAAUCAGAUCAAAAGUAAAACACAUUUUAAAAAAGUUGAUGUUAACAGUUUUAUUAAUUUGAAAAGCUGACAUUUUAAACCUUGGCUCGCAAAAUGUACCAAAAGGUUAAUUUCUUAGGUUACAGAUAAAUUGUACAGUGUUUAAAGAUUAUCAAGAUCAAUCACUUAUUUUAAAACAGUUUUCAGAAAACUAUUAUUGAUAAUAUUCAGGAACAAAUAGGUUAAGGAUGUGCAUGGGUAAACUAUUCGGUUUGCUUAGUCAUUCCGAAAUUUGGAACUUUGGCACUUCGGUUCGGUUCAGUUCGGGACUUCGAAACUUCGGUACUUCGGAUAUGUUCUCUUGCAACCGCUUAGUAGAUAACUCCCUAAUUCCCACAGUAUUAGGGAGCUAUCUACCAAAAGGCUGAAAGACCUAAAUUGGUCUUUCAGUCAAAUUUACUAAUACUAAGUAAAGAUUAGUUAGUAUUAGUAAAUUCUGCCCAUACUCGCUAUACUGCGAGUAGGGGCAUGUCUAGUAAACAGUGAGCAGCCUGUUGCUCACUGUUAAAAAAAAACAACAACCAAACCCCCCCCCCCAAGUGUCCACCCCCCCUGAGCCCCCACCCGUGCCCUGAUCGGUGGGUGGGGGCCCCUAAAUAACAAUAAGGGGGGGACCUAUUGUCCUGCCCCCGGCCCACACCCCUGAGUGGCGGGUGGGGGCCCUAAAUAAAAAUGUUGCCCCCACCAGGUGACUAGGGGUCCCCAAACCCCUAGUCACCCCCCUCCCAAAAAAAUGAAUAAACCCCUACCUGCCCCCUCACCCUAAAAAUAGUGUUUACUGAAUUUUUAGGGAUAGAAAAAAUCAAAGUCCACUGGAGGGGGGCUUGUAAAGAUAAAAUGUUAAGUAAAUCCGAGAUGAGAUGGAUGUUUAAUCUUGACACUCUAACUCCUGAAGGUUUGAAUGUGGACUUUAAAAUAACUUCAUUUUUGUAACCAUUUGAUUUAUUAAAGGAUCACUAUUGUGUCAGGAAAACAAACCCAUUUUCCUGUCACUAGAGUGCCCUCAGGGUCCCCCUUCCUUGGCGCUGAAGGGGUUAAAACCCCUUCAGCAGCUUACCUUAAUCCAGCGCCGGGCUCCCUCAGCACUGGUGACCUCUCCUCCCAAGCCGACGUCAGCUCCCGAGUGGAGCGGAAUGCGAAUGCGUGGCAAGUGCCACACGCUCAUUCAAACAGUCCAUAGGAAAGCAUUUCUCAAUGCUUUCCUAUGGACGUUCUGCACCCUGGAUGCGAAUUUCGCAUCCAGCGUUGCAGAUGCGCCUCUAGCGGCUGUCAGGAAGACAGCCACUAGAGGCUGGAUUAACCCCUUAAGGACUGGACUGUUUUUGCGAUGUUGUACAUUUGCGACCAGGCAUAUUUUUACACUUUUGUGGUGUUUGUGUUUGGCUGUAAUUUUCCGCUUUCUCAUUUACUGUUCCCAUACAAAUUAUAUAUUGUUUUUUUCAGGACAAAAGGGGCUUUCUUUACAUACCAUUAUUUAUAUAAUCACAUGUAUUUUAAUUUAAAAAAAAUAAAAAAAUAUGAUGAAAAAUUGAAAAAAAUAGAUGUUUUUUGACUUUUACUUGAAAAAUCUUUUACUCAUCUACAAAAGCGAAUGAAAAAAACUGCUAAAUAGAUUCAAAAUUUUGUCCUGAGUUUAAAAAUACCUAGUAUUUACGUGCUUUUUUUUUGCAUGUUAUAGGGCUAUAUGUACAAGUAGGAUAUUGCGGUUUCAAAACAUACAUUUUUAAAAUUUAUCAAUAGUGACAUUGCAACACUAUUAUCUGUCAUAAAUCUCGGAAGAACACCCCACAUGUACAUAUUUUUUUUAAAGUAGACAACCCAGGGUAUUCAAUAUGGGGUAUGUCCAGUCUUUUUUAGUAGCCACUUAGUCGAAAACACUGGCCAAAGUAAGCAUUCAUAUUUGUUUGUGUGUGAAAAAAGUAAAAAAACUAAAUUGAAUGCUAAUUUUGGCCAGUGUUUGUGACCAAGUGGUUACUAAAAAAGACUGGACAUACCCCAUUUGCAAUACCUUGGGUUGUCUUCUUUUGCAAAUGGUAUGCCAUCAUGGGGUAAUUCUCAUUCCUGGGCUACCAUACGCUCUCAAAGGCAACGUAACCAACCUGGCCAUUUUCAAUGUAAAAAUAUUUGACCCAUAUAUUUGACCUUGUAACUUUCAAAAAUGCUAUAAAACCUGUACAUGGGGGGUACUGUUUUACUCGGGAGACAUCGCUGAACACAAAUAUUAGUGUUUAAAAACUGGAAAACGUAUCACAACAAUUAUAUCAUCAGUAAAAAUGCUGUUUGUGUGUGAAAAAUGCAAAAAAAGUAACUUUCACUGACAAUAUCAUCGCUGUGAUAUGUUUUACUGUUUUGAAUCACUAAUAUUUGUGUUCAGCGAAGUCUCCCGAGUAAAACAGUACCAUGUACAGGUUUUAGAGUGUCGUAGAACGUUACAGGGUAAAAUACAGUGGUAGCAAACUAAAUUCUCUGGAAUUUCGGCCUGGGUUGGCAGGCAGGUCCCUCAAAUUGCAAUCAAUAAAAUUACUGAAUUAUGUAAAAAUAUUACAUAAAUACGCACGUAGAAUUUAAAUAUAUAUGCAUAUUUAUAUAUUUGAAGUCUACGUGUAUAUUUAUAUAAUUAUUUAUGUAAUUUUGUAUAUGGACAUAUGUAUAUUUCGUAUUAUUUUUAUUUAUUUAUAUAUACAUAGAUAUAUAUACAAAUUCAUUCUAAGUGUAUUUUGAUAUAAAUAUAUAUAUAUUAAUUUUAAAAUACAGUUAGAAUAAAAUUUCAUAUACCUAUAUAAUUUUUUUAACAUUUUUUAUUAUUAUUUAAAAAAAAAUUAUUUAAUUUAAAUUACUUAUUAUUUAUAUUUUAUAAUAAUAUAUAUAUAUACAAUAUAUAUAGUUAUUAGAUAUAUUAUAUAUAUACGUGUGUAAUUUAAUUAUAAGUGUAUUUUUAUAUUAAUAUAAGUACAUAUUAAUAUAUAAAUACACUUAGUAUGACAUUAUAUAUAUGAUAUAUAGACAUAUAUUAUAUAGAUAUAAUAUAUGUCUAUAUAUCAUAUAUACACCUAUAUAAUUAUUAUUAUUUUUUUAUUAACAUUAACUUUAUUUUUUUAAUUGAUUUUACACUAGCAGGGAGACUGCCUGUCAGCACAGACAGUCCCCCUGCAGGCAGCACUAUGGACACCCAUUGUGACCAUGUGAUCGCAGUGUUGAGCGAUCACAUGGCCACAGGGGUCCUAAUUCAGUGUGGGGAGACUGUCUGGGCUGCAGACAGUCUCCCCACAACCGGAGCCACGCUGAUCGCCACCGGGGGAAUGACGGCGAUCAGGUAAGUAGCUCAGACCGUUAGGACGGUUCAGGACCGUCAUCGGUCGGCAAGCCAAAAAUGCCGAUGACGGUCCUGAACCGUCCUCGGUCGGGAAGGGGUUAAACCUGCUAUGUAAACAUAGCAGUUUCUCUAAACUGCUAUGUUUACAUCUUAAGGGUUAAAACCUGAGGGACCUGGCACCCAGACCACUUAAUUGAGCUGAAUUGGUCUGGGUGACUGUAGUGUCCCUUUAACCCCUUAAGGACACAUGACAUGUGUGACAUGUCAUGAUUCCCUUUUAUUCCAUAAUUUUGGUCCUUAAGGGGUUAAACACUCCUCUAAUUGAUAUAUUUAUUUUUAUAUAUGGGCUUUAUGAAUAUUGGUGUGUUUUAUUAAGAUUAUUAUUAUUUAUCAUUAUAUAUUUACCCUCUUAAGCCCCCUUUUCUCCCCUUUCUUUCCUCUUGUUUAUCAUGUUUGUGAGGACAUUUUUAUCUUAUGGAAUGUUUAUCAUGUUUGUGAGGACAUCUUUAUUUUAUGGAAUGUUUGUUUAUAUAUUUUUUUUGUUUUCAGAGUAAACGCACAAUUUUUAAUUAACAUUACAAGCUAGGUAGAUGCUAUAACUACAUCUGUCAUAAUAAGCUGCUUUAGUGAGUAGGAACAUUAUCUUAAAGUCAAUACUAAUUUUUAUGUCAAAUGUCAUCGCUUUAUUAUCUAAACCUUUCCGCUUCAUUAAAACGUUGCUGUGUAAUACUAAGAUUUAAGUACAGUCGCUUUUAUGGCUUUAAUGAUUUAACCAAGGUGCUCAUACAUAUAAAAUAACACCACUGAAGAAUGUGAUCGCAUUAUAAACAUCAAAUAGGCUUUUGAGCUAGGCUUAUACUUAGAAAACUGGGGGGCAUCAUGCACGAUGCGCUUUAGACUUGACAGCAGGUCCCCUCCUAAGCAGACCUAGUGCUUUAUGACUAAGCAGGUAUAUACAGGGAGUGCAGAAUUAUUAGGCAAAUGAGUAUUUUGACCACAUCAUCCUCUUUAUGCAUGUUGUCUUACUCCAAGCUGUAUAGGCUCGAAAGCCUACUACCAAUUAAGCAUAUUAGGUGAUGUGCAUCUCUGUAAUGAGAAGGGGUGUGGUCUAAUGACAUCAACACCCUAUAUCAGGUGUGCAUAAUUAUUAGGCAACUUCCUUUCCUUUGGCAAAAUGGGUCAAAAGAAGGACUUGACAGGCUCAGAAAAGUCAAAAAUAGUGAGAUAUCUUGCAGAGGGAUGCAGCACUCUUAAAAUUGCAAAGCUUCUGAAGCGUGAUCAUCGAACAAUCAAGCGUUUCAUUCAAAAUAGUCAACAGGGUCGCAAGAAGCGUGUGGAAAAACCAAGGCGCAAAAUAACUGCCCAUGAACUGAGAAAAGUCAAGCGUGCAGCUGCCACGAUGCCACUUGCCACCAGUUUGGCCAUAUUUCAGAGCUGCAACAUCACUGGAGUGCCCAAAAGCACAAGGUGUGCAAUACUCAGAGACAUGGCCAAGGUAAGAAAGGCUGAAAGACGACCACCACUGAACAAGACACACAAGCUGAAACGUCAAGACUGGGCCAAGAAAUAUCUCAAGACUGAUUUUUCUAAGGUUUUAUGGACUGAUGAAAUGAGAGUGAGUCUUGAUGGGCCAGAUGGAUGGGCCCGUGGCUGGAUUGGUAAAGGGCAGAGAGCUCCAGUCCGACUCAGACGCCAGCAAGGUGGAGGUGGAGUACUGGUUUGGGCUGGUAUCAUCAAAGAUGAGCUUGUGGGGCCUUUUCAGGUUGAGGAUGGAGUCAAGCUCAACUCCCAGUCCUACUGCCAGUUCCUGGAAGACACCUUCUUCAAGCAGUGGUACAGGAAGAAGUCUGCAUCCUUCAGAAAAACAUGAUUUUCAUGCAGGACAAUGCUCCAUCACACGCGUCCAAGUACUCCACAGCGUGGCUGGCAAGAAAGGGUAUAAAAGAAGGAAAUCUAAUGACAUGGCCUCCUUGUUCACCUGAUCUGAACCCCAUUGAGAACCUGUGGUCCAUCAUCAAAUGUGAGAUUUACAAGGAGGGAAAACAGUACACCUCUCUGAACAGUGUCUGGGAGGCUGUGGUUGCUGCUGCACGCAAUGUUGAUGGUGAACAGAUCAAAACACUGACAGAAUCCAUGGAUGGCAGGCUUUUGAGUGUCCUUGCAAAGAAAGGUGGCUAUAUUGGUCACUGAUUUGUUUUUGUUUUGUUUUUGAAUGUCAGAAAUGUAUAUUUGUGAAUGUUGAGAUGUUAUAUUGGUUUCACUGGUAAUAAUAAAUAAUUGAAAUGGGUAUAUAUUUGUUUUUUGUUAAGUUGCCUAAUAAUUAUGCACAGUAAUAGUCACCUGCACACACAGAUAUCCCCCUAACAUAGCUAAAACUAAAAACAAACUAAAAACUACUUCCAAAAAUAUUCAGCUUUGAUAUUAAUGAGUUUUUUGGGUUCAUUGAGAACAUGGUUGUUGUUCAAUAAUAAAAUUAAUCCUCAAAAAUACAACUUGCCUAAUAAUUCUGCACUCUGUAUGUCAUUAUUUAAUCACGCUUACAACUUAUGAGUAGCGUCAGAGUCCCGAGUGAGUGUGGUAACCACGACUCCAUUGGUAAGUCAGCUACGCGCCAGGUGGUUCCCGUUAUUGCAGGUGGAGGCAGCACAAGUCAGCAGGGCAUGCGGCUGGGUAAGGAGUGGUGGCGGGCGCUCUCCGGGUAGCGUUUAGUCCCAGUGUCAGUCCAUGCUGGGUAGAUCUUCACCGGUUCUUUAUGUUGGGUCUUUGAGUCCUGGGUGGAGGUAUGGAUGUGGUCAGAACCGGAUAUCUCCAGGUCCCUUAGUAUGCAGUGCGUCGGUGUGUGGUGCGGUGGAUAUGGCCUCUCGCCUCCACUUGUCGUUGGGCUUUCACCCCUGCGCUGUCUCCCUCCAGGUCAUGGCUGUGGGAUGUUGUUGCUGAUCUUUCCAGCCACCGGCACUCCUGGCAGCUCAACACUUGUUGACGACAGGGAUUUCCCCGAUGCUGCCUGCCACCAUUUUACGUGAGCGGAGUGCUGAUGCCUCCUCCUCCUGGCCGUGCCCGCUCGGCAGGGCUCGUGUGCAGGUGUUCGGGCUUGUGUGGGCGCCCUGGUAGACCGUGGUGACCCCCAACGGUCCGGGGGAAGGGGGAGAGGUUCAGCGUCUGCAGGACGUCGGGACUGGUGGACCAGCCGCGUCCCCAGCCCCGCAUCAACUGCUAGGCCGCAAGUCGGACCUGCCUCGGCUCGUGCCUCCGGAGAGCUUGUAGUGCCUCUGUCCCGUUCCCAUUGAUGGUUCUGUGAUGUGGGUGGCCAUGGGACCCAUUUAACUUGUCUGGGUCAGGGUACAGGGGGCCUAAAGUCAGCCGUUUGCUGGGAGCUCUGGGUGCAUACGACUUCUCUGCAUGGCGGUCAAGCUCCGCCACCCUGUUUAUUUAUAUUUUAAUGAAUUAUAUAUAUUGCUUUUAUGGAUGUAUUAUGCCAACUCUUCUUCCAAUUAUUAGAAUGUAUAGAUUUGAUCUAUGUUGGACUUUGUUUACAAGUUAGCGCACAUUUGUCGGAUCUAACUUCAUCAUGUGAUCGGAUAAGCUGGAAAUACAUCACCAACUAGAGACGUGCACUACCCGCUGACCAGGAAAUGAUGCACCCGGAAGUAACUUACCCAGAUACGGCGAAGAUCACAGGCGGAGAGAGAAAACACGCUUUUUUGGGAUAUUUAAAAAAAAAUAAAGAACAGUGAGUUUAAGACAUUACCAAGCACUUCGAGAAAGACUGUUGUCGAAAUGCGUCAGUCCGGUUGUUUAUGAGAGAUCUUUUAUUUUACAAUAUAUUUUUAACAUUCUUAUUAAAGUUUGUUCUGGCUACCUUUACCAACCCCCCUUUUUUUGGUGUUUACUGAUAACCUGAAGGGAAGUUUUAGUAUCCAGCGGAAUAUUCCAGUAUCUGAUUCCAGUACUUGAUCUCAGCAACCAACUACAUGUAUCCCAAGGCGCUUAAAGUCUGAGCCCACUACAAACGGCUCAGUACCACGUGAUUGAGACCAAUUUGCUUUCACUUGUUUUAAACUAUUUUAUACAGAUUUCACUAUGAUCUGUUGUCUAUUGUUUUUUUAGGUUAUAUCCUCUUUUAUGGUAACUUGCAUGUUUGUGAUAUUUUAUACAUUUUUGUGUGCUCUUAUCCAAUUGUUUAUUCACUUUUAGUACUGUAUUCUGUGUGGUUUGGGUGACACACACAGGUGAUUGGAGCAUUUUUCCUUAUUUUUAACCUUUUUUAUCUAUUGUUAUUAUAUGAUCUAUAGUCUCUCUUUUUCUCUCAGCAUCCUGAUAUGUAAGGAUAAGCUGUAGUCUUUGGUUUGUAUCUGCUGAGUCUACAUAUUUCAACACAGUUUGUAAGUAAGAAUCCAAGGGAUCUCCAGAUCUCGACACAUCAUGGACAAAAGCUACAAGUAUUUUCCUCUUUGCAGUGCUUGUUGUAUAUCAUAAUCCACCAGUGCUUGUAAUAGCUCCUCUUUUGUUUUUCCCCGACUUGAAAUAGAUCUCUCCCGGCAAAGCUGGUCUAGCACUGCCUUGGACUGCAGUUGGUACUCCAUUUAGUAAAUAAAAGAUAGCCAGGAAAAACAGAGAAGUAGGCGGGACUGUUAAAGGUUGAAAUAUAUUAUAUAUGCACUGAGUUCACCCUUUGGAAAUUGAGACACAACUUAUUUUAGUGUCUGGAUUAACGAGCCAAUCCAGCAACACUAAAAUCUGGUACAAAAAGAUGAAAAAUUUUUUAGUUAUCCCACACUAUGCCACCAAUUUAUCACGAACGCACCCUACUUCAAGAGUGAGCGUGACGUAGUUGUGGUGGUGAAAGGGUUAAAGUUCACUAUUUGCCUGCACAAGACCGGAAAUUAUGAUAAAAUCCCACUUACCAUCCACACUUAACCAUAACAAUAUAGAAAUUAGGAUAAAAUGACAGAAGUCCUAAUCACUUACUCAUUUUUUUAAAGUAAAACUUCUGCCCAGGGGGUCUCUGGCAAGGAAGAUGGUGACUCACUUAAACUAGAUUUUGGCUCCAAGCAAGUACAAUACACAUUUCAAUAGCAUUGGAUAUAUACCCUGUGGAUUACCAAGGUGUGCCUCUAGAAACAAUAAGUGACCACUCCGUUGUGUUCCAGACCAACAUCAAUCCAAAUAGAAACUUUUUCUUCUAUCUCCUCUUUUGUACGUGCCACCGAAAUAAUAAUUGCAUCUAUGAAUUUGUUACCAUCCAUAGAUACGUCACACUUCUUACUUGUGACCCUCUAUAGCGGACAUCACAAUCCCUUCCCAUAUGAUUAAGUUAGGCCAAUAAUGUUUAGGCUUGAUUAGAAGAUUGUGCUGGUCCCAUUCUAAAUAUAAUAAAAAUGAGGCUUAAUUAUUAAUCUGUGGUAAAUAUUAAUGUUUCGUUUGGAUCUGAUACUGGAACACAAGGGUUUUUUUCUUAAAAGCUAAUGAUCAUUAACACAUCAAAUAAAUUAACCCAUCAAUUAAAAGUUACAGGCCAUAUGGUUGAAGUCAGUUAGUUUACAUUGGAACUAGACAUACAGGCUCUUCAAGUGUAGAAUUUCACACCUUGCAGAGCCUUUGAUUAAUAAAAGGAUAAAUCCAUGUUGUAAGCCAAUCAUUUCAAACAUGCGGCCCACAAUGGAUAUAUUUGCGACCCAUCUGCCCUGGGGCCACUUUGUGUUGUAUUCCUGUCUGAUUCAUGUUUUCCCUACCAUGGCCGAUCGCGUGCUCCUGCAGGCCAGUCACUCCCCCUUCCCUCCUGCUCGCAGUGCCAGAGGAGUAUCUGGCCUGCUUGAGCAGAGAAGAGCAGGGCUGGAACUAGAUGAUGGGCUGCUCAUCUUAAGGUAGGGGAAGAGGGGUUUGGGAGACCUUCCUGUGUAGUGUGCUAAAUUGGGGAGGGGGGACAGUGUAUUAAUUUGAGGGAGGGGGCACUGUAGUAAUUUGGGGGAGGGAGAAGGCCAAUGUAUUAAAUUGGGGAGGGGGCCAGUGUAUUAAUUUGGGGGAGGGAGGGGGAAGUGUAUUAGAGUGGUGGGAGGGGGCAGUGUGUUAAAAUGGAGGGAGGACAGUGUAUUAAACUAGAGUGCUGGGAGGAGGGGCAGCUUCUUAGAUUAAGAAGCCAUGUAUUAGAAUGGGUGGAGAGGGCAGUGUAUCAGAAUGGGGGGAGGGAGCAGUGUAUUGGAUAUGUGGGCAGUAUAUUAGAAUGGACGGAGGGGGCAGUAAGAUGCUGAUUGGCCACGCAGCUUUUUACCACACAUCCACACUAGCCUCCCAAUGCUUUCCUGUGGGAAAGCAUUGGAUUGGCUGAGAUCAUCAAGUUUGAAUAUUUUAGCCAAAGAGAAGAACACACUCAUAGGACUUCAAAAUCAACAAGAUAACGUUAUUUGUUUUUUUACAACUGUGCAACCGCAUACAUUCAGCAUUUCAGUCCCAUUACCAAACUUUUCUUAAUAUGUCAGGGUAGUUGGGCUAAUUCAUUGGUUAUAUGUAAAUGCACGUCUCCGUAAAAUAAAUUUGCUCUUUUGUUUACUUUGAAGCCCUAUGAGUGUGAGGACAUCCAGUGUCUGUUAGGCAACUUUUUUUAUACUGUACUUUUCUAAAUAAACCUACGUCUCUGUGAAAACUGAAGUUUUUGUUUUUUUGCAGCCCAUAUAAACUUAAACCUUGUUUAUUUUAAACGUGUUAGCCUUUGAGUUUGACAUGGUUGUUGUAAGCCAUCUGACCCUUUUCACAUUCCUAUGCAAUUCACAUUACCCCUUCUGUCAUCUGACCUCUACUAAGUGGCCAAUUCAUAUAUGCACUACAUUAAUUACAUUAAAUGGCAAUAUUCUAUAGUGCAACAAUGAAUUAUGCACCCUUGGCGUGACAAUCAGAAUUGACAAUCUCAGCCAAUCCAAUGCUUUCCUAUGUGGAAGCAUUUUAAUUGACUGAGAUCAUCACUUCUGAUGAUGUUAGCAAAAGAGGCAGAUCAGGGACAGAGACAGCCCCAGCAGACUAGAAUAAAGCUAAGAUAUUACUAUAUUUAGGGAGACUAGAUAGAAUUGCACUUGCUAGCCAGCCACCACAACAAGAAGGUGUAAAAUAAUAAUAAAUAAGACUUAUACGGCCCCCUUGAGUAUCAAAGAGGAGUAUGCCGUUAAAGACGUCCUUUUCCUAUAGAAGGAGCUAUGCUGCAGUAUUCUCCAGAUGUCACCUCAGCCGAUCAAAUCUCCAAAUAGGUAGUAGAGCUCUUACAAGAGCUAGUGAUUAGUUGUGAAGCAGGUUCCCUACAAGCACGAGACAAGGCUACGUGUUGAGGGUUAGGCAGAACUGAUUGUUAAUGGGGCCACACUGGCCUUUUAUGCAACUUUUCCCAACAAGGAUGACACCCAGGUGGACCUUGUUGGGCACAGGGACACACAGUGAACCGCCAAUAAGCAUAGAGUCAGACAGAGAGACACACCAUACCUUACACACAUUCCCUCCCCUCUGCUUGGGAGAUAUUUGAGUUAAUUACUGUAUCAACUCAAUUAUCUCCAAAUGAAAAAGAGGGACAAUUUUAUGCAUUUCUAGAAGCACCCUGGAAUAACAUACAUCUCCUGAUAACCCCUAUCUGGGGGAACAACAUAUUUAAAAAUCAUUCAAAUCGGUUCAGGGGUUCGAAAGUUAGGUGGAAGUCCCAUUUCUGCCCUGCCACGCACGAGGAUCCUGCCCAGAAUAGUUCCAUGAAUUCAGCUGGUGCGGCUGGUCUCUUUUGUGCAGGGUAAAAUGUCGAACAAUAGUUCAACUACUCGUUCAUGCGUACGAUGGUCGUGUGCCUCUUACCGUGUUACCGAAUGCCGCCUUCUUCGGAUGAAUGAAUAUGAAUCUAAGUGGUCCUGGAAGUCUCAGCUGUGUUCAGGCCAUCGAGUGUCUGAAAAUAGUUCCAGACACUUGACGACCAAACCCCGCUGGAUGCGUUCGACAAAACAAGAUGGCCACCGCCACGUGUUCGUGCAUACGAAUCGACAGCCACCCAGUGAACCACUUAGAAUGUUAGAGUUGCAGUUUGUAAUAGUGUCAAAUAAGUCAAUUGACUGCACAUGACUGUCUUGGGUGGUCGAAAGGUUCGGUAAAACGUUCGGUAUACAAAUUAGCUGGGUAAAGUUUGUUUGUUUCAAUUCGUAUAUCGUUUUAGGUGAAUGGUAGUGUAAAUAAAUAGAUAGCAAUAAAAUUAGAAAUCCAACAAACAGGGCAUCUGUUACAAGGGGUCUGUAUGAGUAGUCAACCAUAUUGAUUUGCCCCAUUCAGUAUGGACCAUUCAGACUUUAGUAAAUUACUGUUUGAAUUAAUCACUGCAAGCAGCAAAUAGUUGCUCGGACUCCUUGAGAUGGGUUGACAAUAAAAAUCAGCCUCAACCAGAAUUAUGGAUUAAAAAAAAAAGGGUCUUAUAGACUUAAAUAAUAGACAUAUACGAGAAAAUGUAAUUUAAUUAAUACAAAAAUGGUGAUUCACAAAAUAGAAUGGAAAGAGUCUGGGAAUUUUUAAGUAUUCCCUUAGUUUUCCAUUUUUAUUUUAUUCAUGAAAAUGUAGAGCUAAACAAAUAACUGUAUGUACAAGUAAAAUGUAUGAAAAGUAACUAGGUAGUAACUUAUAACAUUGCUAUACUUGUUAGAUUACCUAAUGUCUCAUUAUUCUAAAUUUUAAUAUUAUAGUCAGUAAUAAUUAUAGAUCUGUUCAAUAAUAAUUACUUAUGAAUAAAGGGUUGAUGCACAAUCAAUUUGCCAUAGCAAUUAAGCUUGCUACAUAGAAUCUAAGGACAGCUAGUUGGUAGCAGUUCUGUUUCAAUGUGAAUUCUCAAUACUAUGUUUAUUUUUUCAUUUAGGACUUGGCUACAGCCUUAGCUUCUUCCCAAGCCUCACCAUUUUGUCACAGUACUUUGACAGGCGCCGGUCCCUGGUUAUUUCUGCUGCAACCACAGGGGAAUGUUUUGCAGUCAUUGUAUUUGUUCCAGGUAAGAUCUAUAAUUAACUAGUGUCUGCCCUCCCUAAAGUAACAAUAACCAACGGGUCAGUGCACAUGGACCAGAUUACACCUGUGGGAAUUUUGCAAUACAACCGUUUGAAAGUCCACCGCAUUUAACCUGUCCAGCUGCAACAAAAUGGCAAAAAUAAGGACCCAGAUGCUAAAAAUCUGGACUAUUUGUUCCCUAGCAGCUCUAGAUGUCAGCAAGGAAAUCAUUAAAAACUUCAAGGUAGUACAAUGUUUAUGUAUGUGGAGACUGGCCAGUACAAUAGACAGCAGCCACUGGGAAUUUUUUUUUCUUAUUUUAUCAGUCACCUGGCUUACUCCUAGUUUAAGCAUUCCCUGUAAACAUUGUGCAACCAUCUACUUUUCAACUGUCAAUACCUCAUCAAAAGUGUUACCUACCAUGCUUGCGGUCACAUGACCGGUAACCCCAUCACUCCUGCGGCAUCAUAGGUUUUCCCCUUUGAUAACGCCUUUGUGGGCAUCAUCUGAGUAUUUUGAAGUAGUGGUCAUGUAACCACAUUGAUUGGGAAUCACAUUUCUGUGUGAUUCCAAGUUUAACCUCCAAGUUUUUUUAUUCCUACGUGGGGCUAUUAUUUACAUGUUUUGUUAAUUAUGUUAUGCUCCCCCUCUUUGAGAGCUAAUAUUAUCUCUAAUGAUAUCAUUGUGUCAGGAAAUGGACAUGUGAUCUCUCAUGAGGAAUUUUAUUUUUGUAGUAACCAGAAGUACCAAACCAGUUUAGUUUGUCAUAUUGUGUUUUGUAAUUGAAUGAUUUAAUUCUAUUUUAGUUACAUAUAAUUAUAUCCUUAUUGUACUGUCACUAUUGUGACAGAACACCCUGUCACUGAAAAUACUCGUAUUCGUAUCCUUUUUCCGUUCCCGUUCGGUAACUAAACAAAACCACAAAUUUUCUAUUUUUAUACCCCCUGUACUCAGCCCACCUUGAAGCCCGUUAACCCUACUGACCUCUCUUGACACCUUCAUCAUCGGUUCACACCUAAUUGUUUCAAGUGUUCUGCUGGGUGGCCGCCAUUCACAUGAACGAACACGUGGGAACUGAGUCAGAGGCCAUCUUGUCGCAUGAAAGCAGGCAGUGGUGUUCGAACGUCGAGUGUAUAGAACUAAAAUUGGACAGACUAACUCGCGAACACCGCUGAACUUCUAUCCUCACCUGCUCCCUUUCCAAACAUCUCAGGAGAGCGCUGUUCGGUAGGAUUGUUCGCAAAAACUAGGUGAACAAUAGCUACAUAGGAACAAGAUAAUCUGUUUGGUGCUUUAUUCGUUUUGGGACUCCCGAAAGUGACCAACCACCUCCACUUUUCCUCUGGAACUAUUUUGGGCAGACAACACGUGUGCGGUCAGUCAACACUUUACCCCGGUGGCGACUCCGCUGUAUUCGUGGGAUCUAAGCCCUAUUUGGACACUUUGGGCGCUCAGAUCCAGGCUAUUUGGGUAUAUAGGACUUGUAUCCCCAAGGGGUCCCUUGUAAUAUUGUAUUUGUUUUGGGGUGUUAUGUGUUUUAUACAUGGUACCUCUGUGCCUGGGAGAUAAUUAGUUUAAGCAAAGUACACUCAGUUAUCUCCCAGACACAGGGACACCGGUGAGGAGUUUGUAUUGAACUGUACCCUGUGUAUAAAUUGUAUGUACCAUACCCCAUUAAACCAGUUCACUCCCAGCAUUAUGUCUUGGCUAAUGUCUGUGGGGGAAAGCUAUAAUCAUUCAGCUUGCUAUAAUCACUCAGCAGCUAUAACCACUAAAUCCAGCGCACCAGAGUUCCAGAGAGGGGGAAAAGGAAAUCCUUGGCGGCGAGACCCAAGUCCCUAUCUGGUGGCCGCCACAUCUAGUGGCAGCUGUGUGGUGGUUCUUUUCCCCAAGAGUGGAUACAGUGUUCGGGAGCUCUGGUGACUGAAAGCCCCACUCCACAGCCAGAACGUAGGAAGGUACCUUUCACAGCCUUCAAAGCAUUUCAAGAGACAGACGAGAUUGAUGGAAAUCUCGCAGAUUUUGAAAGGCAGUGCGCUCUACACAAAGUACCAGAGGAUGACUGGGUAAUGAUACUGGCUGGAAAAUGAUCAGGAUGAGCUGCUGAGGUAUUCUGGGCCAUACCAGAUGGGGAGAUUCAUCAGUAUGAAAGAUAGAAAGAAGCCCUGCUAGCCAGGUAUGCAGUCACCCCUUAAGCAUACCGCAGGCAGUUUAUGGAAUUGCGAAAGCAGGAUAAAGACUCCUAUGCAGAAUGCCGCCUCCACAGAGAUGCCUUAUACUGGAUAUAGGGUGCCCAGCCUUGUCGGGAGAGGAUAUCCUACAAUUAUCCUUAAUGGAACAUUUUUUUAACCUACUUAACCCAGAUCUGAGAAAGGAGACUGCACACUUUACCAGAGGCUGCCCGCCUGGCAGAUGUAUACACAGACACUUGAAAAACUGAAUGACCACCGGUAAGACCUAACCCGCACCGAAGUUGCUGCUCCAGGAACCUCCAACCAACUUCAACCACCUUACAUGGGACCACCUGGGAACCAAACAGCACCAACAAAAACCGGGCCCAGAUGCUUCCGAUGCCAGCAACUAGUGCAUGUAAGGUGCAACUGCCCACUGAAACCCCCAAGACCCUCGUGGGGUCAUACCAACCCUGUACCACCCAGGGCCACAGCCCACUGCUUAGAAGCAGAGAACACGUAUCCCUCAAAAGAGUCCCAGCCUAUACCAGAAGAAUCCUCGAGAGUAUUACAUGAAGCUGAAGGCUGCUACCAUGGACAACCGUCAACAACAUAGGCAGUUGGUCCUUGUAAACAGACAAACGGCUAGGGAACUGAGAGACACCAGAGCUACCCUGACAUUAGUACAACGCCACUUGGCUCAGGACAAUGAACAUACUGGGUAAUCUGUGGCCAUUAGGGUAGCCGAGGGAGCUAUCUACAGACUACCCACUGCCCGAGUUCACAUGGAUUGGGGAGCUGGAUGCAGUACUGUGAACGUGGGGAUUAUGAAAGACUUGCCCACGGAGGUACUGCUCGGGAGUGAUUUGGUGACCCUUACCUCAGCCUACAUUACCAGGAACCCUGCGGAAGCUCAUCCAGUAAUGACUCAUCUUCAAGCCCGGCUGGCUCACGUUCUGAGGAGAUCCAGGUAAGAGACGACUCCCCAACCCUGACAGGAGACCUGGCCUAGUUAGCUUGGGACACCCCAGAGGAGUUUGGGAGGGAGGCAAGGGAAGACCCACACAUCCAAAAGUAUACGACCCAGGCAGACACUGAACAAGGGGGUUUAGAGAGGGAAAAGUUUAUUUGGGAACAGGACAGGCUAUAUCAGUUAACAGAGAAUCAUAAUAGAGGGGCAGCCCCAUCCCAGAAGCACCAGCUUGUAGUUCCCAGGAAGUCUCAGCUGGAACUCCUGCGGAUCGGACACAAUGUACCUUUGGCAGAACAUCUGGACAUAGGCUGGACGUCUCAUAGAGUAACUCAGAACUUCUUUUGACCGGGAAUCAAGAUGUUCAGCAGUACUGACAAACUUGUGAUGUUUGUCAACGGAUGGGAAAGAGAUCACCCCAAGGCUCGGCUGCAGUCCAUGCCGAUCAUUGAGGAACCAUUCAGCUGAAUAGCGGUCAAUAUAAUAGGAACCCUAGCGAGACCUAGUCCCUCCAGUAAAAAGUAUAUACUUACCAUAGUGGAGUAUGCUACCCGCUAUCCUGAAGCAGUCGCUUUGACUAACAUCCAAGCAGAAACCGUAGCAGAUGCACUGAUCUGGAUAUUCUCUGAAAUAGGUUUUCCCAGGCAGAUCCUUUUGGAACAGGACACCCAAUUCACAGCAGACAGUACUCAUCAGUUGUGUAAAGUGUGUGGGAUAAAACCCAUCCUGAGUUCUCCCUACCACGCCCAGACCAAUGGUCUCUGUGAGCGGUUUAAUAGCAUACUCAAGCAAAUGUUGCGAAUGCUCACCGCCGCUUGCAGAGACUGGGAGAGAUUCCUACCCCAUCUCUUGUUUGCUUAUCGAGAGGUACCGCGGGAAUCCACCGGGUUUUCCCCUUUUGAACUAUUUGGGAGUAGGGUACGAGGACCCCAUCGAUCUCAUUAUGGAGCACUGGGAAGGGGAAACUGAGCGGGAGGGAACCCACAUAGUGCAUAUGUGCUGGAACUCUGAGACCGCAUGGAACAGUUGGCUAAGAUGGUAAAAGAGAACCUCCACGUGGCUCAGGGGCAAAAGAAAGCAUGGUAAAAUUGGAGUACCCGACAGCAUAGUUUUCAUGUGGGACAAAAGGUUCUAGUAUUCUAUUGACCUCCAGCAGCUGUCAGCUGAUAUUGAUUCACAACUGCUAUCCAUCCCUUUCCUCACCUGUCCCUCACCUCUACCUUGAACGCUGCAGCCCCGCUCUAAACAUGCACCUUGAGGAGGGUACGCGCCCAACCGUGGCAUACUAAAUCAAGACGCUACUUGCAAAGAUGCUCCCGUUGUGCUGAACGCUCAUGGAGUAAGUCUUGCAGCCUGGCAGACUUUCACCAUUAUAAAUUCAUAUUGUGUUCAUACAGCGCAGCCCUUGUCCUCGCCAAACAGUCAUACUUUUCCUCUCUCAUUAGUUCAUGCUCCUGCAAUCCCAUGCGUCUCUUUGACACCUUUAACUCUCUUCCUCACCUUGCUGUGGCCACCCCCCAAACUAACCUUACAGCCAAUGCUUUGCAUGCUACUUUACCGACAAGAUUGAACCGCUAAGGAAAGAAUUCCCCCACCAGUGGAAACAUUUUUUUGAAUGCUGGAAAGAGCUUCUCAGGGCUAUUUAAAGGAACACUAUAGUCACCUAAAUUACUUUAGCUAAAUAAAGCAGUUUUUGUGUAUAGAUCAUUCCCCUGCAAUUUCACUGCUGAAGUCAUUGUCAUUUAGGAGUUAAAUCACUUUGUUUCUGUUUAUGUAGCCAUAGCCACACCUCCCCUGGCUAUGAUUGACAGAGCCUGCAUGAAAAAAAAACAAAAAAACUGGUUUCACUUCCAAACAGAUGUAAUUUACCUUAAGUAAUUGUAUCUCAAUCUCUAAAUUGAACUUUAAUCACAUACAGGAGGCUCUUGCAGGGUCUAGCAAGCUAUUAACAUAGCAGGGGAUAAGAAAAUCUUAAUUAAACAGAACUUGCAAUAAAGAAAACCUAAAUAGUGCUCUCUUUACAGGAAGUGUUUAUGGAAGGCUGUGCAAGUCACAUGCAGGGAGGUGUGACUAGGGUUCAGAAACAAAGGGAUUUAACUCCUAAAUGGCAGAGGAUUGAGCAGUGAGGCUGCAGGGGCAUGUUCUAUACACCAAAACUGCUUCAUUAAGCUAAAGUUGUUCAGGUGACUUUAUAUGUUUUUAGUGUCCCUUUAAUAGAGUGAGAAUUCAGAGUGAAUUUAAAAUUUAAGGCCAAAGUAGCUGAACUGAAGGCAUUCCUGCUUAAAGGACAACUAUAGUGCCAGGAAAACACACUUGUUUUCCUGGCACUAUAGUGCCCUGAGGGUGCGCCCACCCUCAGGGUCCCCCUCCAGCCGGGCUCUAGGGGGAGGAAGGGGUUAAAUUUACCUCUUUCUCCAGCGCUGGGCGGGGAGCUCUCCUCCUCCUAUCCGGCUAAUUGCGCAUGCGCGGCAGGAGCUGCGCGCGCAUUCAGCCAGUCCAUAGGAAAGCAUUCACAAUGCUUUCCUAUGGACGCUGGCGUCUUCUCACUGUGAUUUUCACAGUGAGAAGCACGCAAGCGCCUCUAGCAGGCGGUCAAGAGACAGCCACUAGAGGCUGGAUUAACCCAUUUAUAAACAUAGCAGUUUCUCUGAAACUGCUAUGCUUAUAAAAAAAAAAGGGUUAACCCUAGGUGGACCUGGCACCCAGACCACUUCAUUAAGCUGAAGUGGUCUGGGUGCCUAUAGUGGUCCUUUAAGGAAUUUUCUAGUUCACCUAUUUUUAAAAUGAAAAGUGACAUUAGAAAGAGCCUCACGUUAUAUGGAUCUAACAUGGACACAACAUUAGAAUUUCAGUGCUAUCUAGUAGUUUAUAAUGCUGUUGUCAAGCAUUUGUGACCAGCCCUCUUUUACUUUAAAUAAAAAAGGUGUGUUUAAAAUGGCUUUGCCACCUGAAAAGUGUCUUAACAUAAAUCUGGUCUAAAAAUGUUUGGUCAUAGAACUACUUUUCAGCAGACUGCAAAGCACAAUUAUAUGGAUAAUGACUGAAUGCUAGUGACUUGCAAACCUAAUAACAAAAAUAGCCAAGUUGUGACUAUACAUUUCUUUUUAUUUUUAUUUUUUUUAAUGCGGUUUGCAAUUCACAGUUUGGUGAGUAAACCCAACAACAAACAAAACUGUGGUGAAUUCGGGAACAGUUCUGCAAAUUGGGAACUGUGUUUCAACUCAAUAUUGAUCCCAGUUUGGCAAUUUUUGACUUAAGCACUGUAAAUUCCAUUUCUAGCUAAUCAUUGCUCCUUUUAUUAUUAUUAUUAUUAUUAUUGACACUUAUAUAGUGCCAACAAAUUCUGUAUAAACGAAUACUAAUAUGAAGAACGUUUUAAGGCUUUUAACUAAAAACAUAUUGUGAGAUUUAUAUUUUUCUGAUGACUGUUUCCCACUUACAUGCUCAUAAUGGUUUUUUCUUUUCUUUUCAGCUUAUACUGCACUUAUGCAAUACAAGGGCUGGAGAAUUUGCCUGUUCGUCAUCGGAGCUCUGCAACUUAUCAUCAUGGUUUGUGGAUUCUUGCUACAGCCAAUCAUUAUUAUACCAGAGGAAGACCCAAAACAACAUUCAGACAUUGAGAAGCUUGAUAAUAAGGACACACUCAUUACUAUAGACGUCACAGAUUCUGUAGACAAUUCAAAGGCAAAGACUGACAUGCCCAAAGAGGAGAAGAUGCUUGAGCCAGUAGAGUCUGAAAAGGAUGAGCUUGUACUUGAUUUUUCUGUAUUGAAAAAUACCAGCUUUAUAUUUUACACACUAUUUGGAUUAUUUUCUGUCUUUGGCACUUCUGUACCUCCCCUAUUCAUUAUCCCUUACAGUGUAAGUCUGGGCAUACCUGAAGAACUUUCAACACGCAUCCUUAUCUUCAUGGCCUUUGCUGAGCUCCUUGGAAGAAUUAGUGCAGGCUUUAUCAUGCACAAGGAGCCAAUAAAUAAGAUUUACAUUGAACUGACAUUUGUCAUCCUGCUGUGCCUAGCUCUUGUUGCCAUCCCUUUUGCUCAGACUUUUCUGGGACUGAUGGCAUGUAGCUUCUUUUACAGCUACAUGAUGGGAGCUGUUGCAGCAACUUACAUUCCGCUGAUAGGGGAAAAGGACAUUGUUGGCAUCGAGAAGAUGGAAUCAGCAGUUGGAGUCUUUGUCUUUAUUCAAAGUUUCACAUCCCUGACGGGACCCCCAUUAACAGGUAACUAAUACAAUUUGUUAUAAUAAUUUUUUUUAUCUCAUGAAUUCACGCAACAAGACAAGCACUUGAAUAGCACCAGCUGUGCAUGGGCCAGCACUGGGCAUCCUUUGAUCUUCCCUGUUGGCCUCUGCCAAUGCCCACUCCAAAAUUUAAAAUAAUGACAACCUGCAAAACUCUGAGUGUCUUCACAGGGCUUGUUACCUUGUGCCAUGAUAACAGAAACAUAUAUUGUCUACAAUGAUUAGAGUCACCCUAUUUUGAGUAUUUGAAUGAGCUAUGCAACACUGCGAACCCUGCAAUAUGACAGAUGUGACUGUUUUAGUCAGUCCAGCAUCCUCUGGAAAACUGUUUAUAAACUCCACAAGUAUCAGGCGCUGUGUGAAUGUGUAAUAAUUACAUCUGACUCAGUGCCUGCUCAAUAGUUCAUAGUCCUAGUCUGGACAAAGGGAUUUUUAUACAAAAAAAGCAGGAAUGUUUGCACUGAUGGAGCAAACACUGGGGCUAAGAAUUCUGUGAAAUAUAUGUUUAAAUAGCUGGCUAAAAUCAGCAGGUCUAAAUGUUUUGUAAAUAUUGAUAGGAAUGUAGGCACCUGGGAAAUCAGGCCAUGUUCUAUCCCUUUUGUAGCAAGAUAAGUAUCAGAAGCACUGAGAAGUUUUAAUAGAGGUACAGAUAGAGUGAAAAGUUUAGUUUAACAUAAGUACAAGCUAUGUCUGCAGUAGAUUAUAUGGCUGAAAGUAAUGUUUCUACUUUUUUUGUUUUAUUUUCUUUUAUUUAGGUGUACUGGUGGACAAAACAAAAUACUAUGGGUCUGCAUUUUACUUCAGUGCUGUCGGGAUGGCACUUGGUGCUAUAUGCUUGGCCAUUGUAAAACCUUCUCAGAAUGGCUUGUGCAAGAAUGACGCACCAGCUACACAAGACUCAGCUGAAUUCCAAGAUGCGCAAGACAUGCCAAUAAACAUUGCAGUAGUAGAUGAAAACCCGUCAGGAACUGAGGAAAACUCCAGUACUAUAGAGAUGGAACUAUGUGCCAUAGUAAGACCUUGCAUUAAUGGACAGUGCAAGAAAAAGUCACCCGAUACACAAGACUCCACUGAAUGUCAAGAUGUCCAAGAUUUGGCGAUAGAAACCCCAGAAAUGGAUGGAAACCUGUCAGCGGAUUGA
Molecule: messenger RNA, 43337 nt
Organism: Pelobates cultripes (western spadefoot toad)
Lineage: Eukaryota; Metazoa; Chordata; Amphibia; Anura; Pelobatidae
Source: the annotation of a GenBank genome assembly